CCUCAACUGAUGAACACCGCCGGUCUGCCGCUUGAUACAACAGACGAACGUCCCCGCUUGACCCCGCCGCCUCUAACUCUUCCAUCCAUCAAAAGGUUGUCCAAAAUGGCGAGAGAUGGCCUGCCUGCCGAGCGCACGAGCGAUCUGUUUGGCUGGGGUUUGUCAGCAGUGGAGCGAGCUCGGUAUAGUGAGCUGAGAAUAUUAGGAGCAAAAGCUUGCCAUGUUGCAGCCAAUAACCCAUUUUUGUUCGAUAAGUUAAAGAAAACUUUCCAGGAUAUAAUAUCGAAUAAAGAUGCCCCUGAUAAUGAAGCAGAUGGCCACAGAAGUUCUAUGAAGGAGGAGGCAUGUGAGUGUCAACGAGAUGCAGUUGUUAUUGGUGAUCCUCUAAAAGUUUGCACGAAUGGUGCACCUAAGCAAACUCGAAAAGGCCGUGCAAAAGGGGCCCCAGAAGUGACGAAAAAUGGUAGACCAAAAGCAUUUGGCGAGAAAAGUGAUCGUUUGUGCGGCAUAUGCCACAAACCAGGUCAUAACAGGCAAACAUGCAGCGAAAAUCCAAACAAUAUGGCAUAGAGAUGCACCUUAAUUCAUCGAAGGGAGACAGCUAGUUACUCGCAACAUGCCUAAACAACUUAUGUUCUAGUUUUAAAUUUAUAUUACCGAUUUUCAAUUUCUAUGUGUCUGUGAUGUGAGACAUGACAUAUUUAUGUGAGU
Molecule: messenger RNA, 711 nt
Organism: Triticum dicoccoides
Lineage: Eukaryota; Viridiplantae; Streptophyta; Magnoliopsida; Poales; Poaceae
Exons: 3
Coding region: 10-570 (186 amino acids)
Source: RefSeq, a predicted model, not a curated record